AUGUUGAAGAAUUUGUCCGCAAUGUCGGGAUUCUCCAACGAAGUCUACCUCGGAAUCUACUGUCUCGUGAUACUUUUGGAGUUGGCGUGCGCCACAGUCAACGGAAUUAUUAUCGCGUUUUUUGCAAAGUCUGUUUUUUUAAAUUUAUUUAGAAGACUACAAUAUCAGCUCCUGAAAAUUGCUUCCAGAGUCCCGGGACUUUACAAAAACAAACAUUUGAAACUGGUGUACUUUCUGUCGAUCGGCGAUUUUUUGACGGCCGUCUGUGAAGCGCCCUAUAUCAUUUAUAUGAUAUGCAAUUGGAAUCCGACUCUGUUGGACUUUGACCCACUCGUCAUUCUGAUAUCAUCGAUCCCUUUGCCGAUGCAACUCAAAGUGUCGGCCACGAUUACGGUGGCGAUUGCGUUGAAUCGAAACAUUGUAAGUUUUGCAGUUUUUCAUGGGUUUCGCAAGUGUUUUUUUUCCACUUUUCGUUGCACUUUAUUAGAAUCAGCGUAACUUUUAUUAUCAAUAGCUGACAUUUGUUGCCACCUUUGAACUUGACAAUAGCGAAAACCCGCAACGCUUUUACGUCAGAACAUCCAAGAACUACAGUAUUCCAAUAAGUGAUCGAACGCCAAUGUCAACAAUUUUGAAGCCGACAAUAUCGAUCGAUUAAAAAUUGCACACUUCAGGCCAUAUUCUUCCCUGCCGCGUUCCGUCGAAUCGAGCACGGCCUCUACUCGAACAUCGUGCUCGCCGUCGCGCUUUCUCUCGCCUUUUUCGACGCGUUCCUCUGGUUUCUGCUGUCGCCGCCGACGCGAAUGCCAAACUGCGCGACGAGCGGAUGUUUCGUCAGCGAUCGCUUCCGCUACUAUUGGGGAAUUUCGAAUAUGGCACGUUUCGGGCGGAACACUACACUAUUAACGCUCCUUUUUGUCUUCUCUUCAGAUUCUCGGAUUCAUAGUGAUUGUUUUGUCGAUCAGCAUCUUUUUCAAAAUCAAAGCGGUCCAAACGAGGAGCGGCAGCGUUGGUGCGCAGCAGAAUCAUAGCAAAUUUAUGCAGGUUCUCCCACACUUUCUCUAGAGCUUUUGUGCCAAUAAUUGUGUUGCAGGCGAACCGAACAUCGACCGGAAUCCUCAUCUCCUCGCUCUUUUUCCUCACAAUUCCCAGCGUGUGCGUCGGCGUCGUCGAACUGCUCGGAUUCUCGAUUUUCCGACUCUUCGGACCGUUCUACUCGGCGUCUUUGUUGUCCAGCGGUUGGUUGACGGCAGAGUUGAGCGGAAGAACUCAACGGAAGAACACGGAAGAAUUUUUAUCUUUUUUAGAAAAUUUUUUCAUGAAAUGUGAUCAACUGACAAAAUGUAUAGCAAAGUGAACUCUGCUCCUAGAAAAAUAAUUGUAAAUUUAGCUUUUCAUACAAAAAAGUUAUUCGAGUUGUUGCGUGAAAAUGUCCUUCCGUCUUCCGUUAGCCCUUUUUUCACGGAACAAAUCGAAUAACUUUUUUGUAUAAAAAGCUAAAUUUACAAUUAUUUUUUUAUGAGUAGAGUACACUUUGCUAUACAUUUCGUCAGUUGAUCACAUUCCAUGAAAAAAUUUUCUAAAAAAGAUAAAAAUUCUUCCGUGUUCUUCCGUUGAGUUCUUCCGCUCAACUCUGGUUGACGGCCACGAGACUCGGGGUUUUUCGCAUUUUUGACAUUACAAAUCGAACAGAGUAGCCGUUUCGCAACCCGAGAAGCGUUUGGUUGCGAAACGUCUGCUUUAGAGAGCCAUGGGAUCACUCUGACGUAUUUUCAUGCGUGCCCCGGUGGUCUUUGGUGAUCACAUUUGCUCUUACUUUGUUACUUUUAACACAUCACGUUUCAACUCGAAAACCAGGCAACACACACGGAUUAUAGUAAUUGAAAAGCGUGCGCAUAAAGUUUGUUAGACCACGCCCCCAAUUACAGACGAAUAGAAUUUGAGAUCUUUAGGCAUCUGCAACGGCAUCAUCUUCAUCGGCUGCAACGGAGACGCGCGUCGAUUGAUGCGAAAAAAGUCGCGGGUGCACUCUUCUUCGCAAGGCGCCCCGAUCUCUGUGGUCCAGUCCGUGUGGUCCAAAUCGUGA
Messenger RNA from Caenorhabditis sp. 36 PRJEB53466, 2086 nucleotides. The record is from the annotation of a GenBank genome assembly. NCBI's taxonomy places the organism in Eukaryota, Metazoa, Nematoda, Chromadorea, Rhabditida, Rhabditidae.